Messenger RNA from Klebsormidium nitens, 2718 nucleotides. NCBI's taxonomy places the organism in Eukaryota, Viridiplantae, Streptophyta, Klebsormidiophyceae, Klebsormidiales, Klebsormidiaceae. The record is from the annotation of a GenBank genome assembly.
GUGCAUGAUUGGUCGCUGCGCAUUUCGAGUCGCUGCAUUGGCAGAGGGAGGAAGGAGGGCGGCAGCGGAGGGAAGGCAACAGAUCUGUUCGUGCUGAUUGCAUCUAGGUAGGAUAGAGGAGGGCAAUGCUGGAUCUCGGAGGAAAAGCGUAAAGGCACUCCCCUACCCCCUGAGACCAGUCUGAACACGGUGAGAGUUAGCGCACCGAUGGUCACACUGACGGCAUAAAAUGUGGGGCGUCGGGAUGGGCGCCGCAAGAAUGUGGUGCCCCUCAACCCUAACUUUCCCAAUGCGGUCUUUACAACUAACUCUAGUCCUGCUCCUGUUUAGUGGGGCUGUCGCAGGGAAGCCCGGCCGCUCGCUGUUGUCUGCUGACUGGUACCCUGAGAACUACACGAGCCCAUACCGGCCCCCGGAGAGCGAUAGGGAAAUAACGGUCCUGACGGGGCCAUGGAAGUUCCAUAGAGGGCACGUUCAGGAAACUCACCCGUACGACCGCUUCUUUGACGACUCAAACUGGGAGGCGGUGUCGGUCCCGCAUACGUGGAAUGCAAAAGAUGGUCAGGACGGCGGGGAUAACUACUACCGGGGGUUAGGUUGGUAUCGGGUUACGAUCCAUGUCUCCGAGGAGUACCGCGGGCUCGAGCGGAAGUUCUUUCUGGAGUUUGAGGGGGCGAUGCUGGUGACUUACGUAUGGGUCAACAGCCACUACGUGGGCUCUCACAGGGGCGGGUUCGCGACGUUCCGGAUCGACGUCACGAGCCAGCUGGAACUAGGGGCGGAGAACUCGGUCGCGGUUCUGGUGAACAACGCGUACAACAAGGACGUCAUGCCGCUGUGGCCGGCCGACUUCACGUUCUUCGGGGGGCUGUACAGAAAUGUGUCGCUGCUAGUUACAAACACGCUGCACGUCACGUGCACGGACUACGGGGGCCAUGGGAUCCACGUCUCGCAGCUGAAUGUGUCGAGGGAAUCUGCGCAAGUCCAGGUCGAUGUGAAAGUCGACAAUCUGAUCAUGGCGGAGAAGAUGGCGCGCCUCACGCUCGUGCUGGUGGACGGGGAGAGCCGCGUUGUGGAGGCGGUGGCGGCUUAUCAUAAGGUUCCGGCGAACUCGACCCGGAUCGAGUUCUUAUAUAAGACGAAGAUCAAUAAGCCGCGGCUGUGGCAUGGCGUAAAGGACCCACACUUGUACCGGUUAUACGUCGAAGUUCGGUACCAGGGCGUGAUCGUGGACGUCUUCUCGCAGCCGCUGGGCCUGCGCAACUUCCACGUGGAUGCCAAGCAGGGCUUCUUUCUGAACGGCGAGCCGUACGAUCUGCACGGGGUGACGCGCCACCAGGACCGCUUCGACCAGGGGUGGGCCCUGUCGGCGGCGGACCACGAAGAGGACAUCAACCUGAUCGAAGAACUGGGCGCGACGGCCGUCCGCCUGACACACUACCAGCACGACCAGCGCUUCUACGACCUGUGCGACGAGCGGGGGAUCAUCCUGUGGGCCGAACUGCCCCUCAUAAAACUAGCGACCAACACCAAGGCGUUCUUCAAGAAUGCCAAAGAGCAGCAGAUGGAGCUGAUCCGGCAGAACUUCAACCACCCGAGCAUCGUGUUCUGGGGAAUCGGCAACGAGCAGGAUUCCACGGACGGAGCGUCGGACGCGCUGCUGUGGAUUCUGGCCAACAAGGCGCAAGCGGAAGACCGGUUCCGGUUAUCGACAUACGCCCACAGCGGCGAGACCGGGUACCUCGACCCGCUCGCGCGCCACACGGACCUGCUCGCGCUCAACAAGUACCUCGGCUGGUACGGCGGGCACCACGACGACUUCGGGCCGUGGAUCGACAUCAUCCACGCGAAGUACCCGGACGUGAAGCUCGCGGUGUCGGAGUACGGCGCGGGGGCCAACAUCUUCCAGCACGUGGAGCUGCCGGAGAAGCGGCCGAAGCACGACGGGGACUUUCACCCGGAGGAGUGGCAGGCCCUGGUGCACGAGUCCCACUGGCUAGCAAUAAAGCACCGUCCCUUCUUGUGGGCCAAGUUCGUAAUGACGAUGUUCGACUUUGCCGCCGACUGGCGCGGCGAGGGCAGCACCCCGGGGAUGAACGACAAGGGUUUAGUAACCCACGACCACAAAACUAGGAAAGACGCGUUUUACUGGUACAAGGCCAACUGGAACGACUGGGACCCGUUCGUUUACAUAACCAGUCGGCGGUUCGACGUGCGGGCAAACAAGAAAGUGCGCGUAAAGAUCUACUCGAACCUACCCAAGGUAGAGUUGCACUGCAACGGCGUCUCGUGGGGCGUGAAAGAGUCGACGGACCGGAUCUUUGUGUGGCCGGAGGUUUUGCUGUCGGAAGGCCGGAACACGCUGACGGCACGGGCGGAAACGGAAAAGGAGAUUGUAACGGAUGAGGUGGUGUGGACUCUGCGCCCGCAAGGGCCCUAGUAAAGUCGGGGCUGUGAGUGCAUUUUCGGUCUAGGGCGUGUUUCCAAGGCAGGGAAAGGUGAAGAGACUAAACUAACCCAGUCCACAACGCCGGCCGACCGAAGGAUGGUCGGACGGAAGUUACGGGCUUUGCGCGCUGUAUACUAACCAGUCCCCUGCCGACAUUUUGAAAGGAGCCGCGGCAUCUGGCUCGUGGAUGAUCAUGGUACUAAAUUUUGAUUUCUCGACAUGUCUUGCCCCUUGACCACUGGAAAACCAAGUCAGACUGGACCCAUGCA